Messenger RNA from Gorilla gorilla gorilla (western lowland gorilla), 3677 nucleotides. RefSeq names its product NLR family pyrin domain containing 14 (gene NLRP14). Lineage: Eukaryota; Metazoa; Chordata; Mammalia; Primates; Hominidae. The transcript is spliced from 11 exons. Gene Ontology annotation, cellular component: cytoplasm. The record is from RefSeq and is a predicted model, not a curated record. Gene Ontology annotation, biological process: regulation of inflammatory response. Gene Ontology annotation, molecular function: protein binding. The coding region runs from base 331 to 3441 and encodes 1036 amino acids.
GACCUUUGGCCGCUGGCAUUCCUGCGCGGCCGGGAGCUGCGGGCGCUCGGGGGAUAAGGCGAGGACGCACCGGCAUUAAUGGAAUAGGAGAACUCCCGAAGCUUUUAGGGCCCUGGGAAAGGGGGCGUGGCUGGAAACGGAGCUACUGGCUUCGGAGAAUUCUGUGACCCUCACAGCCGCGACGACCCCGAGGAAACGCUGUCAGGUCGCCUUUGGUUGGCAAGGCGUGGUUGUCCUCGCUGUCCCUCGCCUUGGCGGAAUGGGCACCUCACUAGCCCUGGCACUAGCUAGCAUCGCUCUAAACUCAAGAGGCCUGAAUAUUUGGACAAGAUGGCAGAUUCAUCAUCAUCUUCCUUCUUUCCUGAUUUUGGGCUGCUAUUGUAUUUGGAGGAGCUAAACAAAGAGGAAUUAAAUACAUUCAAGUUAUUCCUAAAGGAGACCAUGGAACCUGAGCAUGGCCUGACACCCUGGACUGAAGUGAAGAAGGCCAGGCGGGAGGACCUGGCCAAUUUGAUGAAGAAAUAUUAUCCAGGAGAGAAAGCCUGGAGUGUGUCUCUCAAAAUCUUUGGCAAGAUGAACCUGAAGGAUCUGUGUGAGAGAGCAAAAGAAGAGAUCAACUGGUCGGCCCAGACUAUAGGACCCGAUGAUGCCAAGGCUCGAGAGACACAAGAAGAUCAGGAGGCAGUGCUGGGUGAUGGAACAGAAUACAGAAUUAGAAUAAAGGAAAGAUUUUGCAUCACGUGGGACAAGAAGUCUUUGGCUGGAGAGCCUGAAGAUUUCCAUCAUGGAAUUGCAGAGAAAGAUAGAAAACUGUUGGAACACUUGUUUGAUGUGGAUGUCAAAACCGGUGAACAGCCACAGAUCGUGGUGCUUCAGGGAGCUGCUGGAGUUGGGAAAACAACCUUGGUGAGAAAGGCAAUGUUAGAUUGGGCAGAGGGCAAUCUCUACCAGCAGAGGUUUAAGUAUGUUUUUUAUCUCAAUGGGAGAGAAAUUAACCAGCUGAAAGAGAGAAGCUUUGCUCAAUUGAUAUCAAAGGACUGGCCCAGCACAGAAGGCCCCAUUGAAGUAAUCAUAUCCCAGCCAAGUAGCCUCUUGUUUAUUAUUGACAGUUUCGAUGAACUGAACUUUGCCUUUGAAGAACCUGAGUUUGCACUGUGUGAAGACUGGACCCAAGAACACCCAGUGUCCUUCCUCAUGAGUAGUUUGCUGAGGAAAGUGAUGCUCCCUGAGGCAUCCUUAUUGGUGACAACAAGACUCACAACUUCUAAGAGACUAAAGCAGUUGUUGAAGAAUCACCAUCAUGUAGAGCUACUAGGAAUGUCUGAGGAUGCAAGAGAGGAGUAUAUUUACCAGUUUUUUGAAGAUAAGAGGUGGUCCAUGAAAGUAUUCAGUUCACUAAAAAGCAAUGAGAUGCUGUUUAGCAUGUGCCAAGUCCCCCUAGUGUGCUGGGCCACUUGUACUUGUCUGAAGCAGCAAAUGGAGAAGGGUGGUGAUGUCACAUUGACCUGCCAAACAACCACGGCUCUGUUUACCUGCUAUAUUUCUAGCUUGUUCACACCAGUAGAUGGAGGCUCUCCUAGUUUACCCAACCAAGCCCAGCUGAGAAGACUGUGCCAAGUCGCUGCCAAAGGAAUAUGGACUAUGACUUAUGUGUUUUACAGAGAAAAUCUCAGAAGGCUUGGGUUAACUAAAUCUGAUGUCUCUAGUUUUAUGGAAAGCAAUAUUAUUCAAAAGGACGCAGAGUAUGAAAACUGCUAUGUGUUCACCCACCUUCAUGUUCAGGAGUUUUUUGCAGCUAUGUUCUAUAUGUUGAAAGGCAAUUGGGAAGCUGGGAACCCUUCCUGCCAGCCUUUUGAAGAUUUGAAGUCAUUACUUCAAAGCACAAGUUAUAAAGACCCCCAUUUGACACAGAUGAAGUGCUUUUUGUUUGGCCUUUUGAAUGAAGAUCGAGUAAAACAACUGGAGAGGACUUUUAACUGUAAAAUGUCACUGAAGAUAAAAUCAAAGUUACUUCAGUGUAUGGAGGUAUUAGGAAACAGUGACUAUUCUCCAUCACAGCUGGGAUUUCUGGAGUUGUUUCACUGUCUGUAUGAGACUCAAGAUAAAGCGUUUAUAAGCCAGGCAAUGAGAUGUUUCCCAAAGGUUGCCAUUAAUAUUUGUGAGAAAAUACAUUUGCUUGUAUCUUCUUUCUGCCUUAAGCACUGCCGGUGUUUGCGGACCAUCAGGCUGUCUGUAACUGUGGUAUUUGAGAAGAAGAUAUUAAAAACAAGCCUCCCAACUAACACUUGGGAUGGUGAUCGCAUUACUCACUGUUGGCAAGAUCUCUGUUCUGUGCUUCAUACAAAUGAACACUUGAGAGAAUUGGACCUGUGCCAUAGCAACCUUGAUAAAUCAGCAAUGAAUAUCCUGCAUCAUGAACUAAGGCACCCAAACUGUAAACUACAAAAGCUACUGUUGAAAUUUAUCACUUUCCCUGAUGGUUGUCAGGAUAUCUCUACUUCUUUGAUUCAUAACAAGAAUCUGAUGCAUCUUGACCUAAAAGGGAGUGAUAUAGGGGAUAAUGGAGUAAAGUCAUUGUGUGAAGCCUUGAAACACCCAGAGUGUAAACUACAGACUCUCAGCUUAGAAAGCUGUGGUCUCACAGAGGCUGGCUGUGAGUAUCUUUCUUUGGCUCUCAUCAGCAAUAAAAGACUGACACAUUUGUGCUUGGCAGACAAUGUCUUGGGUGAUGGUGGAGUAAAGCUUAUCAGUGAUGCCCUGCAACAUGCACAAUGUACUCUGAAGAGCCUUGUGCUGAGGCAUUGCCAUUUCACUUCACUUAGCAGUGAAUAUCUGUCAACUUCUCUUCUACACAACAAGAGCCUGACGCAUCUGGAUCUAGGAUCAAACUGGCUACAAGACAAUGGAGUGAAGCUUCUGUGUGAUGUCUUUCGGCAUCCAAGCUGUAAUCUUCAGGACUUGGAAUUGAUGGGCUGUGUUCUCACUAAUGCAUGUUGUCUGGAUCUGGCUUCUGUUAUUCUGAAUAACCCAAACCUGAGGAGCCUGGACCUUGGGAACAACGAUUUGCAGGAUGAUGGAGUGAAAAUUCUGUGUGACGCUUUGAGAUAUCCGAACUGUAACAUUCAGAGGCUCGGGUUGGAAUACUGUGGUUUGACAUCUCUCUGCUGUCAAGAUCUCUCCUCUGCUCUUAUCUGCAACAAAAGACUGAUGAAAAUGAAUCUGACACAGAAUACUUUAGGAUAUGAAGGAAUUGUGAAGUUAUAUAAAGUCUUGAAGUCUCCUAAGUGUAAACUACAAGUUCUAGGGUUGUGCAAAGAGGCAUUUGAUGAGGAAGCCCAGAAGCUGCUGGAAGCUGUGGGAGUUAGCAAUCCACACUUAAUCAUUAAGCCAGAUUGUAACUAUCAUAAUGAAGAAGAUGUGUCUUGGUGGCAGUGUUUCUGAUUUGAAGAAACUGACAUUCCUUUAAAAAUAUAAAUUUAAAUACAUACAUACAUAGAUAUAUACCCAGACUUGGGUGCUUAGCUUCAGAUACUCUAUGCCCAGAGAUAGUGCACUUGGCAGCUGUCAGAUACCAUUCAUCUACUUCUCUGUAAAAUGUCUGUUCUACUUCACACAGUGGUCGAGAGGCUAAAAUAAAAUGAAAAGCAUAAAACUCUCUGAAAAGUAUGUUUUUAAUU